AUGCUUGCAUCCGUCUUCUUUCUAGUUUGGUACAAUUGUUUCAGAGCGGUCUCGGGAGGAAAUUUAAAUUUGAACUUUACAAGCCUAUAUCCGGAAAAUGGAGCUGUUCUUCCAAGUACUGGGAUGAUGUACUAUAGUGCUUGUUAUAGAGCAACGGUGGUGAAAUUUGAUUCAAAGCAACAAACUUUCAAAGAAAUCACUAUCCCCUCUGUCACUGGUCAACCCAACACUCACGUCUCAGGUAUUGAAGCCGACAGAUCACGUGCUUUGAUUUGGGCUGUUGUGGAUGCUGCUUCCGCCUUUGACACAAAUGGAGGUCAACUUUCAGGUCCAGCUGGACUCGUUGGGAUUGACACAAAUGAUAAAAUUCUUUAUAACGUCGAUUUGAACCCUGCUCUCAAAGAGGUUCAACGCUUGAACGGUGGUGUAGAAGUGGGUGGGGCACAAGAUGCGACAACUGAUAAUGAUGGAAAUGUAUACGUACCCGUUGCUUUUGGUCAAGCGAUCUUGAAAUUCGAUCCCAAGACUCAAAAAACUUCAGUCUUUUACUUCAAAAUGAAUCCAAAACCACAUGAUAUAGGUUAUACUGGUAUCGAAUUCGUAAACUCCAAAACCUUGAUCCUUUGGAAUAAUGUAAACAGAAGGAUAGAGACGAUUGAUAUCACUUCACGCAAGAUUAAAGCAUCUGUUCCAAAAGGUGCUCAUCUACCUAAGCCAACCGUGGUAGAUGCCAUCUAUAUUCCUAGCUUUAGUAAAGGUACUUGUUUACUCCUCAACAACGUCGUAGAAAAUCAAGUAGAAGUCAUGAAAACACGCAAUAAUUGGAAAUCGGUUAUUCAUACCGCUUCUAUCAGCACUAAAGAAUUUGAUGGAAUUUCCACUUUCACGUAUGAGAUUGAUGACAGAAUGUAUUUUGGCUCAUCAGCAAUACUUUAG
Molecule: messenger RNA, 936 nt
Organism: Melampsora larici-populina 98AG31
Lineage: Eukaryota; Fungi; Basidiomycota; Pucciniomycetes; Pucciniales; Melampsoraceae
Exons: 8
Coding region: 1-936 (311 amino acids)
Molecular function (GO): protein binding
Source: RefSeq, a predicted model, not a curated record